AUGGUUCACUUCUUGCACCCGAGCCUCUCGCCCCGUACCAUCGUCAUUCCCGACGCUCAGAAGGAUGCCCUGGGCUGCUGCGUGGUGCAGGAGGAGGCAUCUCCCUACUCUUUGGUCAACAUCUGCCUGAAUGUCCUGAUUGCUAACCUGGAGAAGUUGUGUUCUGAAAGAUCUGAUGGAACAUUGUGCCUUCCGGAGCAUUGGAGUUUCCCUCAGGAAUUAGCUGAUCGUUUCCUUGAGGUGAUGACCUGGAAAGGCAUGCUGACUGAUAGAACAGCGAGCAUUUUCCGAGGCAACCAAAUGAAACUAAAGCUGGUCAAUAUUCAAAGAGUUCAGAUCUCUACAGCUGCAUUUAUAAAAGCUUUCUGCCAUCACAAACUCAUUGAACUGGAUGCUACUGCAGUGCACACUGACCUCCCAAUUCCAGACAUCAUACGUGGACUCUGCAGCAAUAGCUGGAUCCAGCAAAACCUCCGCUGUCUCCUGUUGGACUCGACAAGUAUCCCUCCAGAUUCAAGACCACUGUUCUUUGGUCAGCUCACUGGUCUUCGCAUUUUAAGUGUUUUCAAUGUUUGUUUUCAUAGUGAAAACCUGGCUACUGUUUCUCAGUUACCAAAAUUGGAAAGCUUGGAUAUCUCCAAUACUCUGGUCACUGACAUCUCUGCACUCCUUACCUGUAAGGAUCGACUCAAGUCUCUCACAAUGCACUAUCUGAAAUGCCUGACCAUGACCAAACCACAAAUUCUCGCAGUCAUUAAAGAACUUAAAUGUCUGCUUCACCUGGAUAUUUCUGAUCACAGGCAACUCAGAUCAGAUUUAGCUUUUCAUUUGCUGCAGCAGAAGGAUAUUCUGCCUAAUGUUGUGUCACUGGAUAUUUCGGGGGGCAUUUGCAUCACUGAUGGAGCUGUAGAAUUAUUUAUACGGCAGCGGCCUGCAAUGCAAUUUGUGGGACUAUUGGCUACGGAUGCUGGUUAUUCUGACUUCUUUACUACAAAGCAAGGCUUGAGGGUUGCUGGAGGAGCCAAUCUGAGUCAGAUUUCAGAAGCAUUGAGCCAAUACAGAAAUAGGUCUUGUUUUAUGAAGGAAGCUCUCUACAGGCUCUUUACAGAGACUUUUUCAAUGCAGGUGACCAUGCCUGCUAUUUUAAAGCUUGUGGCUGUAGGAAUGAGGAAUCAUCCAUUGGAUUUGCCAGUGCAGUUCACAGCCAGUGCGUGUGCCCUCAACUUAACACGCCAGGGCCUGGCCAGGGGCAUGCCUGUUCGUCUGUUGUCAGAGGUCACCUGUCUACUUUUCAAGGCUCUGAAAAAUUUCCCCCACUAUCAGCAGUUACAGAAGAAUUGUCUUCUCUCCUUAACCAAUUCCAGGAUUCUUGUGGAUGUUCCAUUUGACAGGUUUGAUGCUGCCAAGUUUGUUAUGAGUUGGCUCUGUAAGCAUGAAAACCCCAAGAUGCAAACAAUGGCAGUGAGCAUCACUUCUAUUCUAGCCUUGCAGCUCUCCCCUGAGCAAACUGUACAACUUAAAGAAGAGCUCUUCAUGGCAGUUAAAGAACUUCUAGCAAUAGUAAAACAAAAGACUACUGAGAAUUUAGAUGAUGUCACCUUCUUGUUUACCUUGAAAGCACUUUGGAAUCUUACAGAUGAGUCUCCAGCUGCCUGCAAGCACUUUAUUGAAAAUGAAGGAUUGGCAAUCUUCAUCCAAGUCUUGGAGACUUUUUCAGAGUCAGCAAUACAAAGCAAAGUACUUGGUCUUUUGAACAACAUAGCUGAAGUCAGAGAACUCUCUUCCAAGCUGGUGACUGAAGCUGUGGUGAAGCAUAUCAGCAUCUUGCUCCAUAGCAAAGAAAUAGAAGUCAGCUAUUUUGCUGCAGGCAUCAUAGCCCACCUGACAUCUGACAAACGGCCCUGGAUAUCUUGUGAUCUUCAGAGGAAUGUUCUUCUCCAGGAUCUGUAUACAACCAUCCAGAAUUGGCCAAGUUCAAGUUGUAAGAUGACAGCAUUGGUGACCUACAGAUCCUUCAGGGCAUUUUUCCCGCUCCUUGGCAACUUCUCUCAACCACAGGUUCAGCUCUGGGCACUAUGGGCUAUGUAUCACGUCUGCAGUAAAAACCCCAGCAAAUACUGCAAAAUGUUAGUUGACGAAGAAGGAUUGCAGCUUUUGUGCGACAUCCAGGAGCACAGUGAGGUAGACCCCCAAGCCCAGCAGAUUGCAACUUCCAUUCUAGAUGAUUUCAGAAUGCAUUUCAUGAAUUUUCAGAGACUCCCUUUGUGUUGAAUGCCCUUCCUAACCUAAUGGGCUUCAGAGGUACUCUCUGUUCCUCAACAGCCAGACUUCUGCCCUGUCAGCAAUUGAAUGUUGAAACCCCUUGUUGUUGGAGUUUGUGAGUUGGCCAUAUUUUAUUGCUGAUUUUCUGUAAGUUAUGAAAAGGUUGCAUUUGUAUGAUGGCCAUGAUCCCAAUCAAGUUGGAAUCAUUCUGAGAACACUUCUUCAGCAGAUUUGAGAUACCGAGCUCUGGACUCGGGGAAGACCUGCGAGCUUGUGUCGGAACAUCUACACCAGUUACCUGUCUGUAGCCCUGGCCAAUUCCUUAACUCCGGGAGUUUUUCAGAGGAAGGGGAAGAGAAAGGCCUGCAGGGAGACCUUGAUAUUUACGUUAAAUUUCAUGUUUGAAAGAACUUUCCUCAGUUGUUAUUCCUGGUUAUGCUCAGCGCUCAGCCACUGGAAAAGAAGUACAUGAAAAAUGUUCUGGGAAAUAUGUGCUUAUAAAUGUGUUAUUUGGAAGACAGAACCUCUGUUGGAGGGGAGGAAAAAGAAAAAAAAUACCUUUUUUUACCAAAAAAAUACCAAAGUAUCCUCCCCUUGGGUAGAGGGAAGAGAAAUAUAUUUUUUACAAUUUUCAAUAUUCUACUCUUGGCCUUCGUCCCUCCAACUUUACACAUUAGACUGAGUAGCGUAACACUCUACGUAUGUGUGUGCUGGAGGGGCAGGGAGCGACUUAGGACUGAGAAGAGAGUGUUUGGAUGAAAGAUUGUAUGGGAACUGUAAAUCUCAAUCCCUCAAGUAUUUAAUUUGAGUGGGACUGUGACCCAAAACUAAGAGGAAGAGCAACAAAAAGAGUUUGCCAAAGAUUUAACGAGGUGCUUUUCUGAGAACCAUCCUCACCACAGUAUAAACCACGAGAAGCUUUUGUUUGUGACCUCUGCAAAAACCUCCUCUGCAGAAUAGAGUGUGAACUCCUUCCUUGCCUUAUUGUUGACAAAUAACAAAACAUAUUUUGCCAUUCGUCUGUUUAAGUUUUUUCAAAGAACAAAAAUAAAUUUCUUUUUUAUUAGUAGCAUAUUUUAAGACUAGAAUUUUGUUUUCUUCGCUGUCCACUCUUAACUGGAGUGCUAUAUACCAUCUUUUGGAAUCAAAUGAGACUUAUUCUAAAUCAUAUUCCAAACUACUGCUCACCAGUGUCCCUCCCACUGGUUAAGGGGAAUUUGUAACCUACUUCCUUCCACAGUCCUGAAACUGCACUGUAUUUUCUCUCAUUUACUCUUCUGCCUGAUUUCAAAAGGGGUAUUGGUUUUCUGACAUGGAUUCUAGUACUUUGGAACAUUCUGUUACCAGAUACUAGCUUUUGCUAAUGGGAUGGUGUAGUGGGAACUAGUGACUGUUGAGGUCCAAUUGUACACGAGGCACCUCUCCAAGUUUUGUGUCAUUCACAAUAAUCCUCUGGAGUAGCUAAGUUUUAUUCUCCCCA
This is a messenger RNA of Rhinolophus ferrumequinum (greater horseshoe bat), 3742 nucleotides long. RefSeq names its product zyg-11 family member A, cell cycle regulator (gene ZYG11A). The record is from RefSeq and is a predicted model, not a curated record. NCBI's taxonomy places the organism in Eukaryota, Metazoa, Chordata, Mammalia, Chiroptera, Rhinolophidae. Bases 1 to 2271 code for a protein of 756 amino acids. Gene Ontology annotation, cellular component: Cul2-RING ubiquitin ligase complex. The transcript has 14 exons.